UUCACCGAAUCAAAUGGUUAUGUUGGUGUGUGAAAGGAAAACAUCAAAUCACUUUCUCUAAGAGCGUAGCUUUAGCGAACCUCAAACGUUGAACCGAGUUUGAAAUGCCUUCAUUACUUUACGUGGACAGCCCAAGGAGUUAUCGAAGAAUUCAAGGGGAGAAGAAGAAAUACAUGGCCAAAGGCGCCACAAUUUCAUGGUUGUCAGACCAACUGAGCAAUGGAGCAAUCUUGUUACUUCUCGACUGCCGACCGUACGCCGAGUAUGCUCAGUCCCAUGUACAGGGCGCGAUUAAUUUAACUAUUCCUUCCCUCAUGCUACGAAGACUAAAGAAAGGCGCAAACUUCGCCAUAAGUUCACUGAUCACUUCGGAGGAUGGCAAGGCUCAGUUUAACAGGAAUCUUCGCCUGGCGUCGGGAAUAGUUUUGUACGAUUCGGAAACGAACGAUGUGUCGAGCGUAUGUUCAAACAGUGCCUUAGGAGUCUUGCUGAAGAAGUUUUCCGAAGAUGUCAAUACGCCAGUUUGGUUACUUGAAGGUGGCUUUACGAAGUUUGAGAAUAAGUAUCCCAGUUUUUGCGUCGCUGGAGAACUCGUCGAUAGACCACUGCUGUCUCUGUCAGGAUUGACGAUACAAGACACCGACAUCAAUGACCGCGCGUUGAAACUUGAACCAAUUACACCACAAAUCACUGAUCACCAAGAGUCCACGACAAAAGUCCCUGUUCAGAUCCUACCUCGUUUAUACCUUGGCAGCGAAAAGGAUUCUUCAGAUUUGGAACUCUUAAAGAAAUACGAAAUUUCGUAUAUCUUAAACGUUACACACGACAAGCCGAACUCUUUCGAACAUUUGCCUGAUUUUAAAUACAAGAAACUCCCAGUAGAAGACAACUGGAGAGCUAAUCUAUCCGACAUGUUUCCAGAGGCAUUUCAGUUCAUAGAUGAGGGCAUCACACAGAACCGUGGAGUUUUAAUUCAUUGUCUUGCCGGAGUCUCGCGUUCGGUGACUGUAACUAUCGCCUACUUAAUAUCAGCCCUCAACAUGACUUUAAAUGAAGCUUACGACUUCGUGAAACAAAGAAAGCCGAGUGUUAAUCCAAAUUUGAACUUUAUGGGACAACUAUUGGAGUUUGAAAGGCAACUCAGAACACCUCAAACCCCAAGUUCCACGACGAGUACGCUCUCGAGCGACUGUAGUUUAGACGGCGAAGUCGAAGACUUGAGUUGAACGUUGUUCGUUGGAGCUGUCAAAAGGUUGAAUUCAAAUCAAGCUGAUAGAUUAUAACAGAACUUAGAAUUAUUCUCCGGAAACAAAAGGACGGCAAGCAAUGAUCUUUAAUGAAAGAGUUACAAUUAACAGAGGUUAUGCCGAGAAAGUUUAAAACUAUUUCGUAUCGGAGAGAUAUACACUUUCUUUAAGGAUAGAGCGAACGAAAUCGUUUUAAAGUUGUUUAGAAAUUGAAGUUAUAGUUUUGUAUAGCACAUUGAAACCAUUUUGUGGUAGUUUGAAUAAUCUUGAGGGAACUUUGCAUUGUAUGCAAUUAAACUGUAAGCACACUUUUGUGCUCAUCGACUAGUUUGUACAGAGUUACACACUUCUUUAAACUUUGCCAGACACGUACUCCAUUUAACACGUUUACGAUCAAUACCUCUACCAUUAGUCUUCUCGCGCAGCCAAUAACCUUCAUAACUGACGAUAAUUCUAUCGAUAAAGGAAUUUCCUUUAUUAAAAUUCAUUGUAUACUCCUACAGCAUCAAUUUUGAUAAAGAAACCCUCUCCAAUUCCAGAUUUAUAAUUUAUGUUCAGGAAGAUUUGUAAAUAGUUAAAAAUAUUGAAUGAUAUUUGUGGGAAAUUCCUUCAAUUCAUAGAUUCCGAAGAAGUUGUAUAUAUGUAUUAGUUAGUUGGUUAUUGUUAGAUAUACAGAUUGUAAAUAUAAUUAUGAAAUAUCUCCUUAAAUAAAUGUAGAAAGUUCUCAAACUCAAAAUGAAA
Molecule: messenger RNA, 1988 nt
Organism: Pocillopora damicornis (cauliflower coral)
Lineage: Eukaryota; Metazoa; Cnidaria; Anthozoa; Scleractinia; Pocilloporidae
Product: dual specificity protein phosphatase 6
Biological process (GO): peptidyl-tyrosine dephosphorylation; negative regulation of MAPK cascade
Cellular component (GO): cytosol; cytoplasm
Molecular function (GO): MAP kinase tyrosine/serine/threonine phosphatase activity; protein tyrosine/threonine phosphatase activity; MAP kinase tyrosine phosphatase activity
Source: RefSeq, a predicted model, not a curated record